This is a messenger RNA of Hordeum vulgare subsp. vulgare (domesticated barley), 821 nucleotides long. Its product is annotated as ACT domain-containing protein ACR3-like. NCBI's taxonomy places the organism in Eukaryota, Viridiplantae, Streptophyta, Magnoliopsida, Poales, Poaceae. The transcript is spliced from 4 exons. Bases 439 to 726 code for a protein of 95 amino acids. The record is from RefSeq and is a predicted model, not a curated record.
UGGCGCGGCGGCCGUUCGCGCUCUCCACUCGAAUCCUAAAACGCCGCCGAGACGCAGAGCCGCGGAGGCAGAGAGAGAGAGAGAGGGAGGCCGAAUCGAACGAACCACGUGCGCCCUCUCCUCCUCCUCCUCUCGCCGUCCCACCGGAGGCAAGCGAGGUAAUCUCUCUCUCUCUCUCCUCCUUCCUACAUAAUCGGUCGCGCGGCCUGUUCGUCGCGGUCGAUUCCGCCGGGCGACGCGAAAGAAGAAGCCUUUUCGAGUUCUUUUUCCGCUGCGCGUACGAGCGAUCGGCCGGCCGACGCAUAUUUCCGUACCGGAGGGGCCAGGCCGAGCAGAUAUAUAUACAAGAGGAGAGGCAGCAGGCACGCCGGACCCAGUGCAGAGCCUUCCUUCCUUGUCUUCUCCGUCGUCCCGAAGGAAGAGCCGUCGACGGCGGCGAUGAAGUACGUGUCCGGGCCCUACUUCGAGCCGGACUUCGAUCCCGUCCUCGACCGCUUCGGCACCCCAGGGGUCGUCGUCGACAAUGAGACGCGCGAGGACUGCACGCUCGUCAAGGUUGACAGCGUGAACCGGGACGGCGUGCUGCUGGAGAUGGUGCAGCUGCUCACCGAUCUCGACCUCGUCAUCUCCAAGUCCUACAUCUCCUCCGACGGCGGCUGGCUCAUGGACGGCAAGCACCGUCACCUUCCCUCCUCCUUCGUUUUUCUCCUCCGGCCGAUUCAUUAGGUCAAAAAAAAAACGAUCAUGGCUAACGAACGACGCUGAAUUUUCUAAUCUUCGUUUCGUUGGCCAUGUCAUGCAGUGUUCCACGUGACGGACCA